Rhopalosiphum padi (bird cherry-oat aphid) is the source of this 483-nucleotide messenger RNA. RefSeq lists its product as uncharacterized. The transcript is spliced from 3 exons. The coding region runs from base 1 to 483 and encodes 160 amino acids. Lineage: Eukaryota; Metazoa; Arthropoda; Insecta; Hemiptera; Aphididae. The record is from RefSeq and is a predicted model, not a curated record.
AUGCAAGAAAAGAUGUAUGAGCAUUUAUGUAAUUCUUUAACCAUAGUUAAAAAUAAUGCUUCUUUUGACGAAUCCAAUAACUUUAACAUAAUAUGUAUUAAUAAUGAAGACGAUCUGAAUAUUAUGGAACAUAAGUUAACCGAAGAUGAAUCUUUCAAAAAAUCUGUAAUUAAGCAGUUAAGCCGUUUGAUGGGACACAAUAUACCUGAGACAGUAAGGAAAAUUAUGAAAACACUUUUUACGGAUUCGUUAUUAAGUGAAUUUUCUUAUAUUGGAUUCAAAGGAAAAAACAAUUUUUCAACACUAAAAACUUGUAAAGUCAUAUUUGAGUCCAUCCGGAAAAUGAAAAAAUUUUCAGACUCCACAGAUGUUGAAAUUGAAAAGCCACUAAAAAAUUGGAUGGCACAGGCCACUCCGCGGAUCAAAAAAAUGAUACAUGGAAAGAAUGAUUCACUUAAUACAGAAUUAUUGAAGUUAAAUUAA